AUGGAAGAAAAUGAUGUGCCUCGUCAGUCUAUCUCAGUCGGGAGGCAAGAAAUUCGAAAGAGAAGGCGAACUGUCCAACCAAUGGUAGACAAAUCCCAGCAGACUGAAGGGACAGAGAAAAAGAAACACCAGGCUGUAUCACAAUCGACUGUUCCCAAGGCUAUCUUAAGUAUUGGUAAUAUUCCUGGAAGCAAUGGCCACUACUCUGCCAAAGAAUAUGAGCAUUUUCAAGUAUCUUCUCAAAUUCAGCAAACUUGGGCAAAGAAAAAGCAUGGACAGAAAAUGACUGAUGAAUCUCUCCAGACAGAAACCUCUGUGGAAAAGAAAAAAGUCAAGUCAUCUGAUAGACCAGUGGGGCCUAAAAAGAAGCCAGCUUGUGUUGGAAAAGCAGGUCCCGAAUUGCCUGAGGGUGUCCAGGGAGUAGAAAUUAUACCAAGCCAAUACUCAAUUCAAUUUAAAAUAGACAGAUCUCAGCAGACCAUUUAUACUGGGGACCUGUCUGUGAUGAGCUUGCCCCAAGUAGAAAAAGUGGACAAGGAACAGCAGACAUACUUUGCUGAAUCAAAAAUACUGAUUAUUUCUGAGGCAGGUAGCUCUCUUACAAAUUCAAAGGAAAGUAUCCACAUAUAUAAAUCCUUAAAAAAGAUUUUUGUUAGUGACAGUCCUGAAUUUCAACCAGCAAUAAGUAGCCAUGGAAAAAAAAGGCAGAAAAAUAUCAACAGAGAUUCAUUUACUCAGGAAACCCCAAAAGAUACUCCAUUAUUUUUAGCAGAUGAGUCUAGGCAAGAGGGUUCAGUUGUUAAAAAAGAUGCUUCUGUUGAAACAGAGUAUCUACCACCAGAAGAAUUUCCUACUGAAGGACAUUUUUUACCAGCUGAAGAGGCCAUAGCUGAAGUAGAGCCCAGACUUGCUGAAGAGACCCCUACUGAAGUACAACCUACAAUUGAAAAGACCCUUGUAUCUGAUAAAACUACUUCAACUACAGAGAUUAUAGUACCCCCUUCUCCAGAUGAAGGAUCUCCUUCCCUAGAGCCUGAAGGCCCUGCAGAAGGACAGUUUUUACCAGCUGAAGGGGCCAUAGCUGAAGUAGAGCCCAGGAUUGCUGACGAGACCCCUACUGAAGUACAACCUACAAUUGAAAAGACCCUUGUAUCUGAUAAAGCUACUUCAACUACAGAGAUUACAGUACCCCCUUCUCUAGAUGAAGGAUCUCCUUCCCUAGAGUCUCUGGCUAAAAUUCAGCCUCCACUGGUGCAAGAGGCUCUUUCAGAAGAUCAUUUUGGUCAAGCAGAGUCCUCACUAGCUGAAGUAGAUCCUUCAGAAGAGCUUCCUCCUGAAAUUCAGCUUCCACUAGUAGAAGAGACUCCUGUUGAAGUUCGACCUACAGUAUCUGAAGAUGAGUUUGGUGAAGCUCCAGCUGAAGUACAGUCUGCAGAAAAGGCCCCUGCUCAAGUUCAGCCUCCAUCAGUUGUAGAGGCUCUUACAGAAGUGAUCCUAGAACCUGAACUUCCAACAAGUAAGGAAGCCCCUAAACAAAAGCCCUCUGCUAAAGUGCAUUCUCGAACAGAUAAGAAGUCUCCUAUAGAAAAGCACUCUCCCAAAGUUCAGCCUCUCAUUGAUGAGGGAGGCAUUGUAGAAGAGUUCCCGGCUGCAGUUCAGCCCCCACCAAAUGAAGAAGCUCCUGUUGAAAUUCAGUCUCCAUCAUUUGAGGAGUAUCCUAUAGAAGAGGCUCCUGCUGAAGCUCAGCCUCCACCAGCUGAGGAGUCCCCUCUAAAAGAAGACUUGUCUCUAGAUCAGUCUCCACCAGCUAAGGAGACCAUUUCAAAAGAGGUCCAGACUGAUAUUCAGUCUCCAUCAGAUGGGGAGGCCUUUCCAGAAGAGGUCCUGGCUCAAGUUCAGUCUCUACUAGCUGAAGAGGCCAUGCUUCAAUUUCAGAGUCCACCAGUUGAGGAGUUCUUUCCAGAAGAAGUCCAGGUUCAAAUUCAGCCUUUAUUAGCUGAGGAAGUCCCUGCAGAAGAUGACCCCGGUGACAAAGAUCUUUCAGUAACUGAUGUGGUUCCCACUGAAGAGUUUCCUGUGCAAGAGAUGAUUGCUGAAGUUCCACCUCCACCAUCUGAACCAACUCCUGCAAAUGGGGAUGUGUACUAGAGAGUGUUUCCUGAACUUCAGUCUCCCUAGAUAGCAGGUGUCUCAGUGUCAGUUGUUUUAGAAGAUAAUAAAAAAUUUGAAGAAAGUGUUCCUGUUCCUGAAGAUUUGUCUAUUGUCAAAGAGGAACAGGUUCCCAGUAUUGAAAUAAAAGAUACCAUUAAUAUAGAAUUAAAAGACUUCUCUUGA
Messenger RNA from Marmota monax (woodchuck), 2334 nucleotides. It is a transcript of the gene Fscb, whose product is annotated as fibrous sheath CABYR binding protein. Gene Ontology annotation, molecular function: calcium ion binding. Gene Ontology annotation, biological process: negative regulation of protein sumoylation. Gene Ontology annotation, cellular component: sperm fibrous sheath; sperm principal piece. The record is from RefSeq and is a predicted model, not a curated record. Lineage: Eukaryota; Metazoa; Chordata; Mammalia; Rodentia; Sciuridae.